CCCCUGUCUGCCCUGGCCCUGCCCCUGUCAUCGAUACGAGAUGCAAGAGUUCAGCAGUAGAUGCUGAAAGCUCUAACACCCUUUGAAAACAUCAAUAUAGAGGACAAUGAUGAGUUAAUGUUUUAAAUUCUAAAUCAGGAAUUUAAAAUGCCGGAACAUCUGAAAACAGCAAACUCUCUUCUCAGACUCUUCACCGAGCUGCUGUCAUUUCUCAAAGAUGUGGGUUGUCUCAGCACAUAUUCUCUCACCUAUGCCCACGGAGACAACAUCUCUCAAGGGAUGGGUUGGUACGAUGACAUUUCCAAACAGAAAUUCAGCAGCAUCAUGCAAGAUGUUAAAAAUCUCAUAAAGGAUUGGGAAGAAAACUGCCUGGAAGAAGAGCGAGAUGUAGAAAAUAUAGCGGGCAACCUAGACCAGUCUCCUUUGCACCAGGCAGAUGACUACCAAGAUGAUACCUCCCGUGAUGAUUUUGAGACUGAAAAUAACAUUUUGGAGACGACCACCCUGCUCAAACAGGCAGUUUUCCCUGAAAUUAUCGGCACGACAUGUGAGGAACCUGAACUGCAGGAAAAACCGAGCAGUUUUGAAUGUGAACUGUGCCAAAAGAGUUUCUCUACUAAAGCACACCUCCGCAGGCACAUUCGUGGCCAUUCUGGCAACCGUUUUUACCACUGUGAUAUAUGCAACAAAUGCUACGCAGCCAAGCAAGGUUUGACAGCACACCUUUUGAGAGAGCACAACUUGAGCACUGGAAGUUCAUAUUCAUGCGAUGUUUGCGGGAAAGCUUUCGCAAUCAGGGCUGCCAUGACAAAGCACCGACUGAGCCAUGAAAACAGCAAACAUUAUUUUUGCAGCACUUGCCACAAAGGAUUCACUCAGAAAGUCAAUCUGGAUGCUCACGUUGCCCUGCACACAGGAGCACUCCCCUUUGAAUGCCCGCACUGCCAGAAAAAAUUUGCUCUCAUGUCCAAAUUGAAAAAGCACAUUGUCAUUCACGAGGAGCCCAAGUUUGAGUGCAACUUGUGCGAAAAGAAAUUCGCGCGCAAUUUCAGUCUCCAACAGCACCUUAGGCUACACGAUAAUGACCGCCCAUUUGUCUGUCAAACUUGUGGAAAAUCGUUUAUCACCAAGUACAAACUAGUCAGUCAUGAACAGACGCACAUGAUUGGCCAGAAACACAUGUGCGAUAUUUGCGGGAGUCAAUUUCGGCAGCGAACGACCCUUAUCUUGCACAUCCGAAAGCACACGAACGAGGGCCUGCAUGUGUGCGGCAUCUGCCAGAAAUCCUAUGUGAAGCAGUAUGACCUCCAGAGGCACUUGCUCAGUCACACCUUCUCAAGAGAUUUCCUGUGUGAUGCGUGUGGCAAAGACUUUAAGAGCCCUGGUGACCUCCACGCCCAUAAAAAGAAGGAGCACUUAGGUGUUGAUUUUCCAAAGAAGAAAAAAAUUGGAAUAAAGCUCUACGCGUGCAAGUUCUGUCCGAAACAGUUCAAAACUACUAGCAGACUGGCUACGCACAAAAGACAGCACGUUGAGGCUCCGCGCUUCAUGUGCCAGACCUGUGGCAAGAAGUUCCACCGCUCAGACGUUUACAAGCAGCACCUCUUCCUGCACACUGGCAACAGACCUUACCACUGUGACAAGUGCACUAAAACCUUCGCUUCUAUCACCAAUUUUAAGGCUCAUAUGUUGGUACAUGAGCAGAACGCAGCCAUGUUCACCUGCGACAUUUGCCACAAGAUGUAUCGCCGUCAGAAUUCGCUGAACGCUCAUUUAAAGAAGCACUCAUCUGAUAAGAGUGCUAACUUCCAGUGCCACCUUUGUCAGCAGCAGUUUGAUUCAAAACUCAGCCUGGCAACUCACCUGAAAACUCACGUCCAGGACAGACCCUUCCCUUGUUUAAUGUGCAGCAAAAGGUACAAAACAAAAAAGCACCUGAGAGAGCACGCCCGCAAAAUCCACACAGAAGACACUGCAGCGGAGGCAGCGGCGCCAAUGCCUGAGAUCCAAGUGGACCUGGCCCUGGAGGCCAACUUUGAAGCCAGUGCCUUUGGUCUCAAUCAGCAGGGCCAGUUUGGCGCAGAGGAAAUGCAGACCUUCAGCCCAAUCCAAGAUCUGGAGACGCUACGCAUCCUGCAGCAGCUGACCGAGGGCGAAGCGGCGCCACCCAGUCCAAACCCACCGCCGUCCAACGACCAGAACUUCCUUUUGCAGUGCGUCGAAGAGACCAUUUUGGCCGACGCGCCCAACCUGCUGGCUGACCUCAAUUCUCUGGCCACACUACCGACUGAUGGAAACUUACUCUGAAUUUCUUUGCUCAAAUUGUUUACUUAAUACCUAUUUAGUUUUAAAUAAAAAAGAAACAACUCAUGCACAGU
Messenger RNA from Cloeon dipterum, 2378 nucleotides. RefSeq names its product zinc finger protein 883-like. Lineage: Eukaryota; Metazoa; Arthropoda; Insecta; Ephemeroptera; Baetidae. Gene Ontology annotation, biological process: regulation of transcription by RNA polymerase II. Gene Ontology annotation, molecular function: DNA-binding transcription factor activity, RNA polymerase II-specific; RNA polymerase II transcription regulatory region sequence-specific DNA binding. The transcript is spliced from 11 exons. The coding region runs from base 148 to 2307 and encodes 719 amino acids. Gene Ontology annotation, cellular component: nucleus. The record is from RefSeq and is a predicted model, not a curated record.